Molecule: messenger RNA, 2386 nt
Organism: Panonychus citri (citrus red mite)
Lineage: Eukaryota; Metazoa; Arthropoda; Arachnida; Trombidiformes; Tetranychidae
Product: armadillo repeat-containing protein 8-like
Exons: 5
Coding region: 122-2230 (702 amino acids)
Biological process (GO): proteasome-mediated ubiquitin-dependent protein catabolic process
Cellular component (GO): GID complex
Molecular function (GO): protein binding
Source: RefSeq, a predicted model, not a curated record
UUGGACAAUUUGUUCAAUUUUUUUUUCUUUGCUCUUUGUUGUCAUCUUAUUUCCUACUUCCUUUUAAAUUUGUUUAAAUAAUCAUUUGGCUUUUUUGAUUCUUUAAUUAAAAGUGAAAAUAAUGGACACUGUUGAUUAUUUGAAAGAACUCUGCUUUGUGAGUGGGAAGAAUUGGAACAUGAUUGACUCUAUUUAUUCAUCUGACCCAGGAAAAUGUAUCAAAUCAGUAAUGUUUAUAAAGAACAAUGUCAUUGGAAGCAAUAAGAAUAAAGAAAACAUCAUUGAAAGAGGAAUCGUUCCAAGACUUUUAAAAUUGAUUUUAGAUGAAACAGUCAAGGAGCAACUUUGCCAUGAAUCUAUCGCUAUUAUUUGUAGUUUGGCCAAAGGUACUUCGGAUCACCUGAGAGUGAUAAUUGAUGUUGGAACGGUUCCCGUGUUGAUGCAAAAAAUUUCAGAUCCAAAAAGUAGCUCAUCACUAGUUGAGAUCAGUUUAAGAGCAUUAAGAUCCAUCUUCACUUCAUCAUAUGCUCCUAUUGAUCUUAUUUACGAUUCAAAACCUUACGGGGUAUCUUUUGUGACUUUCCUAUUGAAAUUGGCCUUGUCAUCUCGUAACUGGGUUAUUCAGGAAUGUAUCGCCAAUAUUUUGGCUAAUUCAUGCCAAACCGUUGAACAUCAAGCUGCACUGUGCAACUACGGUGCUAUCCAAACAGUUGCUAACCUUACCCUUUCGCCAGCUUACAAGGUUAAAAUACCAGCUCUUGAACUGUUGGCAGCGAUUUGUCACCAAAAUGAGGCUGCCUCUGAAAUUGCUGUUUCAACUUCAAUCAAUGGUAAAAGACUUCCACAAAUAUUGACUGAGCUUAUGAACCAGGAAAACACGCCAACAAUUCAAUUCAACGCAGCGAAAUGCUUGACUUACAUGUACCGUGCUGGAGCAAUUUUGUCCAAAGACAAUGAAAUUGUUUUCAAAACUCUCCCUACAUUGGCUCGUAUGUGUGAAAAGGAUAAAGAGCCCUGUAUAAGAGCGGCAUCGGCUCAUAUUCUUGCCUAUUUAACUGAAGUAGAUUCUGAACUUCAAAAAACUGCAGCUAUUUGUAAUCAUAUUAUACCAACAUUAGCCGAUUUUUUCAAAUAUCAACCUUCAUGUCAAGGACUUUCAGAGAAGCAAAAUGCUGUUCCUUUUGAAAAAAGUUCAUCACCACAAGACGAACCUGCAUCAAUGACUGAGGCUGAUUUUGUCGAAAAAGUAAAGCUAACCAUCGGUCAGGAGAUGAAAGAAGCUGCUCUCAAGGCGUUUGCUUCUUUAGCUGCUAACGAAGAAGAUACAAGAAAGAAGAUAAUAGAAACAGAUAUGCUGAUGGAAAAUAUUAUCAAUGGUUUAUCAGAUCCCAAUUUAAAGAUCAGAUUGGCAGCAUUACGAUGUCUUCACUCAUUAUCGAGAUCAGUUCAACAAUUAAGGACAACCUUUCAAGACCAUCAUGUUUGGAUUCCAUUGAAGAGUCUUUUAAAUAAUGCAACUGAUGAUGUUUUGAUUGUUGUAUCGAGCACCUUAUGUAAUCUUCUUCUUGAAUUCUCACCAAGCAAAGAACAUUUCUUGGAUCGUAAUGCGGUAGAGAGACUUUGCUCUUUAACUGAACGUUCAGAAACCGCUUUAAGAUUGAACGGCGUAUGGGCUCUCAUGAAUAUGGCAUUUCAAGCAGAUCAAAAUACGAAAAACCAAAUCCUCACUUGUCUUGGAACUGCUCAAAUUUUAAAGCUAAUUUCAGAUCCAGAGUCAACAAUUGUAAUAAAAACUCUUGGUCUCAUUCGUAACUUAUUAUCCACUAAAUAUCACAUAGAUUCAAUCAUGUCAUCUCAUGGAAAACAAUUGAUGCAAGCGGUCAACAUGGCUCUUGAUGAUGAACAUCCAGCCGAUAUUAAAGAGCAAGCACUUUGUAUUCUAGCGAAUAUCGCUAGUGGCAAUGCUGCCAAAGAAUUCAUCAUGUCCAAUGAGGAAGUUCUCAAGAAGCUCUUGAACUACAUGAUCCACAGUAAUGUCAAAUUACAAAUAGCGUCGGUCUUUUGUGUAUCUAAUUUACUUUGGAAAGAGGAAGAUGGGGCAGCUAAACGCCAAGCUAAAUUGAAAGACAUGGGAGUUAAAAGUGCUUUGAAACAGCUUCUCCACACUCAAGAUACAGCGUUAUUUGAUCGAGCUAAAACGGCAUUAGAUCAAUUUUCCAAUUUUCAUUAGAACCAUUUGAGAUUAAUUUGAAAAUGGUAAUUUUAUACAUUCUAUUUCUCUCACAAUUUGUAUAAUUUGUGAUACAAGUCACAAAUCUGAUGAGUUGUUGUCAACCUAAACAAAUCACUCGGUUGAAUAAACCAUCAUCUUAACGUCAAAUCAAAA